Molecule: messenger RNA, 408 nt
Organism: Physella acuta
Lineage: Eukaryota; Metazoa; Mollusca; Gastropoda; Physidae
Molecular function (GO): protein binding
Source: RefSeq, a predicted model, not a curated record
AUGUAUCUUUGUGGAGAGACCCGUGUAUGUCAGCCUUACAUCUGUCAAUUUCACCUGGAUAACAACACAGCAGUGACUACUGGAUCAAUUCUUUCAAAAUUUAAUCGCGUGUGGGAAUCCUACGGCAGCCAUUUUAAUAGAACCACAGGAAAACUUGUAGCACCAGAUGAUGGUUCCUAUCUUGUGAUUGUGACGCUGCGUGAACGUGAGGCUAAACUGAUUAAAGUUGAUGUGUACAGGGAUGACACAUUUUUUAAGAACAUUUUUGUUAACUCUGCCAAUACAUCUGCCGCUGGAGCAACAGCUAUUUACACGAUGAAAGGCCAAGAACUUUACUUUAAAGUUGGCCAAGCCGAUGAUGGAGCCAAGCUACACGGAGGAAGUGGCUUUACUAUUCUCAGAUUAUGA